AACCGUCCCUCGCCUUGCCACACUCCAGCCUGUCUUCCCAGCGGCACGUGUAGUAAUGGGGCAGGAAUUCAACGUGGUACGGUGUUUUUCCUGCUGUGUUUUUCAAUCCCACCAAGUUCGCAAGGAUAAGAAGUUUGUGUGUAAGAUGUGCGGGGAGAGGCAGUCGGUGAGGAAGGAGUACGGCCGGGGGUCUGGGAAGGACUGCCGGGUGCACGUACAGAAACUUAACACCCUGAGGAGGAGCAUGGAGGAGGGGCGUGAGGCUGAGCUGGAGGCGCGGCUGGAGGAAGGCUAUGCGGCGGCGCUGGAGGGGCAGGAGGAGGAGGAGGAGGGCUUUCCACCACACACGGGUUGGCAGGAAGCUAGUGAAGGAGGCCAUGGAGGAUCUGGAGGGAGUGUUGGGGGUGCCAGUCAGGUUAGCAAGUGGGCCAAGUACCUCAGCUCAGACUCAGAAGAGGAGGAGGAGGAGGGAAAGGACCUGAGGCACACCAGGGCACCAGCAACAGAAAGGAGGCAUUACUAAUUGUUCUUUUUCAUGGUUCUUGUGGUAAUAUAAGGAUUCUGGUGAAGUUAAUAGGGUUUUCAAAGGUGUUUCCAUGGAAGUUGGGGUUCAUGCUGUUCUGUAUAGGAUUCUGUUGAAGUUAUUAGGGUUUUUAAGGGUGUUUUCAUGUUUGCAGUGGGAUUUGAGCUGUGCCAAGAUUCUGGUGAAGUUGAUAGGGUUUCUAAGGGUGUUUCCAUGGAAGUUAGGGUUUGUGCUGUACAUACUUAGAUUCUGGUGAAGUUAUUGGGGUUUUUCAAGGGUGUUUUCAUGGAAGUUGGGGUUUGUGUUGUACAUACUUAGAUUCUGGUGAAGUUAUUGGGGUUUUCAUGGGAGUUGGUGAUUGUGUUGUAUGUACUAAGAUUCUGGUGAAGUUAUUGGGGUUUUUCAAGGGUGUUUUCAUGAUUGCAGUGGGGUGUGCUAGAAUUCUGUAGAAGUUAUUGGGGUUUUUCAAGAGUGUUUUCAUGUUUGCAGUGGGGUUUGAGCUGUACUUACUAGGAUUCUAUUGAAGUUAUUAGGGUUUUCAAGGGUGUUUUCAGUGGGGAAUUGUGCUGGACUAGGAUUGUGUUGAAGUUAUUAGGGUAUUCAAGGGUGUUUUCAUGUUUUCAGUGGGGUUUGAGCUGUACUGGUAUUCUAUUGAAGUUGUUAGGGUUUUUAAGAGUGUUUUCAUGUUUGCAGUGGGCUGUGCUAGAAUUCUGUUGAAGUUAUUAGGGUUUUCAAGAGUGUUUUCAUGUUUGCACUGGGGUUUGAGCUGCACUAGGCUCUGUUGAAGUUGUUAGGGUUUUCAAGGGUGUGUUUGGUGGUUAUGUGACAAUUGUAACCUUUUGACACACUGCACAUGAAAUUAUUACUGUUUUCAUGGAUCCUUUUCAUCAUUUUCUUUUAUCUAUAACCUUUUUUUUACUAGUAUCUGUGCAGUAUUAUUCCCGACAAUCUCUCAAUAUGUACAGUUUUAUUCUCUUUUUAGUCAGUGAAAUAAAAAGCAUUCCAUUUCA
Molecule: messenger RNA, 1533 nt
Organism: Portunus trituberculatus (swimming crab)
Lineage: Eukaryota; Metazoa; Arthropoda; Malacostraca; Decapoda; Portunidae
Product: MRN complex-interacting protein-like
Exons: 4
Coding region: 56-523 (155 amino acids)
Biological process (GO): mitotic G2 DNA damage checkpoint signaling
Cellular component (GO): nucleus
Molecular function (GO): chromatin binding
Source: RefSeq, a predicted model, not a curated record